Messenger RNA from Caenorhabditis bovis, 1074 nucleotides. Lineage: Eukaryota; Metazoa; Nematoda; Chromadorea; Rhabditida; Rhabditidae. The record is from the annotation of a GenBank genome assembly.
AUGGCAGACCCGUUAGGGUGCCUAAGGGCUGCAACAAUUGCAAUUGCGAUCUGGAAUAUCAUUUAUUGCUUCAUUCAAUUCGGUAUUCUCGGCUGGCAAUUCCAAGUUGUCAAGGACAUUAUCGCCGAGUACGAAAACCGGCAAUUGCCGGCCACCGGCGCCAUCGAUGGAUUUCAGGCGCGAUUUCCCGGAUUGUAUCAAAUUUACACGGAGACGCCUGAGAGGCGACGUGCGAAUGCGAUGUAUGUCAUAAUCAUCGUGUGUAUUAUAUUUGCCAUCGCCAAUCUUCUCACUUCUUGCGUUCUUCUAUACGCGGCUAUCAAGUACAUAAAACUCCUAGUUUGGCCAUGGUUUGCUACGUCUGUUCCACUUUGCAUAAUGACAACCGCCUACGCUGUCCUCUGGUGGUCUGGAGACGUUUUCAACGAGCAGCUGACCAUGUCGAUAUUCGAAUUUGUAAUGUCAGUGGCAAUCAACUCAAUAACAAUUAUUGUUGUGAUUGUGUUCUUCUCGCGCCUCACCGGCUCCCUGGUGUCCACGCGACCAAAAAGAAUGAAACGACGACGGAAGAAGCAUAUCCAGAGGCUCUAUUUGGAGCCGCCUCGAGUUGCGUCGCCCGGUCACGCUGCCCCCUAUCUACCAGUCGAUUCUGCCGCGCUUUUCACCCCAAAGCCAAAAGGCGACGUUCGGCCGGACACGAUUCCAGAUUGGAGUAGGGAAUGGCCAUCGGUGCCCGAUGUUCAACUUCAACGCAAAUUGAAUCGUCAACGAAAAGAGGAUUUGCGACGAAGGGGAUACAAUGUGGGAGCCGAGAUGUCGCCAACGCAACGAUUGGAUUUCUACGCACCCGAGCCCGACGAUCCCGAAUUCCCAUGGAAGGUUCGGACGCUGGAGAGAAAUUUAAGAGAACGAAAGGAGACGCAACAGGAGAAAAUGGCAAAACUUUACUACGAAAAAUAUCCCGAAGAGCUACCGAACAUGCCAUGGGAAAUGCGAAGACGUCUUCAAGAGGAGCGCGAAAAAGCCGAAAUUCAGGCGAAUAAAUCGAAAAUCAGGGGAUAUCGGAAUGUUUAG